GCAACCACCAACCCCGCCGCCGCCGCCCUCAUGCUCCCGCUCGCACCCACCCUCGUUGUCUCUGGGCAACGGCGUGGAACGAGGAAGGAAGGGGCAGUAGGACGGCAGGUAUAAAACAGAGCCUAGUCCCCUCUGGCUCCCUGAACCCCGCAGCAGCUCCCUUACGUCGACCCAAUAACAAGAUGAAGCUCUCCGCCGGCUUCUUCGCUUCGGCACUCGUCAGCUGGACCUUAGUCUGCGUCGCUGCAGCUCCCCUUGACGGUCCCGCAUGUGCCUCCCAGGAAGCCGUUGCCCUUCGUAACCAGUACGACAGCGCUUGCCGCGUCGCUGCAAAAGCCCGCCCCUUCCUUCCUGCAGGCAAUGCAACCGUUCACUGCGUCAAGGACGGCAAGUUUGUCGGCUACUGUAAGGCGGGCGAUCAAUUCAUCAACAUAAAGUCCGUUCCCCUCGUCAGACCCAUGGUUUUCUCGGAUUUCUCAGACAGCAGCGACGACCCCGCCGUUUUGGACAGAUAUUUCGCAUUUUGCUCCAUCAGCUGUGGAAGGGCCUCAAACACGAUCGAAAACGGGAGCGCCCCAUUGCCUCAGCUGCUGCCUCGUUGGGCUACUUGCGUAUGCAGCAAGACUGGGUUGCCCAAUGCGUUCGUAUCGGAUGAGAUGUACCCCGAGAAACCGCUUCCCGAGCGCCUUGACGAUCGCUGCGAAUCUCUAGCCUUUGACCAGCUCCGAGGUCGCUUUGCAAAGGUCUGCAAAGACGCUGGCGCUCGCUUGUUGAAGGGCCCCAUCACCAGCUCCUCCGGCGAGGUCUACUGUGGGGGUAGAUAUCUCGGUGAUUGUUCCGUCAAUGGGCAAUCAAUCAGGAUUACCUCUUUUCCGGAAGUCCAGCCUCUGAAGUCCUACGAUCUGGCCCAGUACUACAACGCCUCCGCCAAACCAUGGGAAACGUACGAACGCGGCCACCAAUUCGCACUAGAAAGCUGCCGUGCGGAGUGUGGCACAGACAGUAUCAACACUCUCGACGACGGCCACUCGGGCAUGGCCUACGGCGGCCGCUUUGCCCACUGCUUUUGUCCUAACGGCUCCCAGCCUCUCUCGGGCACCCCCGCGUUGCCGUUGGCACCAAUGUUGAUCGACACGCCUCCGCCUCCCUCCCAGCCUCCGCGCCCGGCCUGCGACUCACUGGAAUUGCAGGGUAUCCGGGACCGCUUCACAGCUGCCUGCGAGACUGCCUAUCGUACCUUGAGUCCUACCCUCGGCCUCCGUCUUGCAUCGACUGACGUUGCCUGCGCUGAUGUUCUCCUCGGUUCAUGCGAGAUCUCAUUGGACCGGAAAUUGCAUACCGUCUUCGCUAUCAAAUCCAUUCCCGGUGUCAUACCCCUCAAUUACUACAACCUUACGAACUUCAACAGUGGAGUUAUCCCCCAUGGCCCUGGUUUAGGCCCUUACAAAUCGGGCUACCGCUACGCGUCCCGCCUUUGUUCAAACGCCUGCUCCUCUGACACCCCCGGUGCCAUCAACGAUGGCAAGAAUGGCUUGGGUGUCCCGGAGGGGUAUGCCACCUGUUUCUGCUUGGAUGGUACGCAGCCAGAUAUCAGCGACGCGAAGAUGCCCAUGGUGCGGUUUCUGACGGAGCCUGCUGCUCCCGUGAACACAAGCACUUCCACCACCACCGCCACCACCACCACCACCUCACACUCAACUUCCACCUCCACCAUCACCUCUACCCCCACCACCUCUACCCGUACCUCUACGUCUACCCGUACCUCCACGACCCCCACAAGAACCACCACCGCCACCACAACGUCCUCCGUAACCCAGCCCCCUCCCACUCCCACAUGCGCCCCUCCCCGCGUCGCCCAAACCAUCAACCAAGUCUUCAACACCUGCAAAUCCCUCGCCCAGUCCCACGGCAUCACCCCCUUCGGCACGUUCGGGACCGCCGCGGCGCUGCCGGACAUCAAGAAGCGCUGGUGGGACCUCAACUGCGACUGUUUCGUCGGGUGGGGCUACUUCAAGGUCGACCCGUGGUACAGUGUCGGCACGCUGGUCCCGGGGCAGCUGGAGAAAUGGAACUCGGCGAAAUGUAAUUGCAAGAUUGCCCAGCUGUGGUAUGGGAUCACUGACGCUGGGUUUGGGAAAGCUACCGCGGGCGUGCAGACGUUCUGGAAGAAGGACCAGUGUGCGGUGAGAUCUUGGUGUGUGCAGCCUUAGAUCUCUGCCCAUAGUGCCCUUGAAGGCGUUCGCUGUUGCAUGUUGAUUCAACGAUAUAUGUAGAUAGACCUAUAUAGACUACAGAACUUAUAUCAAUAUGCCUAGGCCCUUUGCAGUUCUUGCCAUGUGUCCCA
This is a messenger RNA of Fimicolochytrium jonesii, 2344 nucleotides long. RefSeq lists its product as uncharacterized. Lineage: Eukaryota; Fungi; Chytridiomycota; Chytridiomycetes; Spizellomycetales; Powellomycetaceae. The record is from RefSeq and is a predicted model, not a curated record. Bases 183 to 2210 code for a protein of 675 amino acids. The transcript is spliced from 2 exons.